AUGCCUUGUUGUAGGUGGACCGGCAAGCCUCCUGUUCAUGGCGUGUGCCCUGGAGUUGACGCGAACGGGAAGAUCACGUCCCUUCCUCUCCCGGACUGCGAGAAGGGAUCACGACAGAGCUUGCUCGACUACUUCGACAACACGUGGACCUUGACGGAGGUUCUUUUCUCUGGCCUCAUGGGAAGGGAUGUGUUCCUUCGAAGCCCCUGGCACCAACUUCGUCAUCCUCUCAUCUUCUAUUAUGGCCACGUUGCCUGCCUGUACAUCAACAAGUUCCGAGUGGCUGGACUCCUCAAGGAGGGCGUCAACGAGUACAUGGAGCAGAUUAUGGAGACGGGCGUUGAUGAGAUGUCUUGGGACGAUCUUUCGAAGAACGAGAUGGAGUGGCCGGACCUGCGCGAGGUGACGGAGUACCGUCGAACGGUGUACAACAUUGUCAAGGACGUCAUUCUCAACGGAGACUGGUCGUUCCCUAUCAAGAUCGACGACCCUGCAUGGGCGAUUGUCAUGGGCUUCGAGCACGAGCGCAUUCAUCUCGAGACCUCCUCCGUGCUGAUCCGCGAGCUGCCAGCGUACCUCGUCACCCGCCCAGCUCAGUUCCCUGACUAUCACCCCUCUGCCACCGAUGGAAGCUCCUCCAAGCUCGUGACCAACGAGAUGGUCCAUUUCUCAGGGGGAGAGGUCGAGCUGGGAAAGCCGCGUGACUUCCCGUCCUUCGGCUGGGACAACGAGUACGGCACGAGAAAGCUUCAAGUCAACCCGUUCUCUGUCUCCAAGUUCCUCAUCACCAACGGAGAGUUCCUCGAGUUUGUGCGGGCAGGGGGCUACGCCAACCGCAACUACUGGACGGAGGCGGGCUGGCAAUGGCGCGUGUUCCGCAACGUUCACUUCCCGACGUUCUGGGUUCCCAACGGACCGGUUGGCCUUCACCAGUACAAGCUGCGCGUCAUCUUCGACAUCGUGGACCUUCCUCUCUCCUGGCCUGUCGACGUGAACGCACACGAGGCUCGAGCAUACUGCGCGUGGAAGACAGCACAAGACAAGCCGGAGUCACCCUACCGACUGAUCACGGAGGGAGAGCACAACAUCAUUCGAGAUGCAGCGAUCAAGGAUACUUCACGAGGAACAGCGAGAGACUUUGUGAUGAUGUACGCGGGCAACGAGAUAGCAGCCAAGGGCGACAACAAGUACAACUCGAACCUUGCGUGGGGAUCUCAGAGUCCUGUGGAUGCUCUUGCUCCCUCAUCGUCGGGGAUUUAUGAUGUAUUCGGCAACGUGUGGCACUGGUGCGAGGACGACUUCAAUCCCCUCGACGACUUCAAGAUCUCUCCUCUCUACGUGGACUUCUCCACCCCCUGCUACGACGGCCUGCACACUAUCAUCCUCGGUGGCUCCUUCAUCUCCACUGGUGACGAGGCCUCGAUCUGGUCUCGCUUCCACUUCCGCCCUCACUUCAACCAGCAUGCCGGCUUUCGCCUGGCGUGCGGCCCCAACGAGGGCAAGAUGCUUCCUAAGUUGGGGACCAACGGGGCAUCGGUGAGCUCGUCCAGCCUGACGGCAGAGAUCGAGAAGCAGGUCAACGAGCACAUGCUGUUCCACUACGGGGCGAAGCAGGACGUGCUGCCCUGGGAGCAGGGCCCCUCAAGCGCCCUCUCCUUUCCUCUCCGCAUCGCUAGGCUCGUGCAGGACUGGGCGGCGAAGCUCAGCGUGGCCAACAAGCGCGUGCUGGACUUGGGGUGCUCGGUGGGAGGGGCUUCGUUUGAGCUGGCCAAGAAGUUCUCCGACGUGGUCGGGGUGGAUGUGGAGCACUUUGUGCAGGCGGCGGAGGAGAUGAAGAGGGACGGGCAGAGGAAGUUCUCGCGCAAGGAGGAGGGAAAACUCGCCACUGAGCUCAUCGCCUCCACGGACUCCUUCGUCGACAGGACACGCGUGACGUUCAGGACAGCAGACUUGGAGAACCUUUGCUCUGCUGACCUCGGACGCUUCAAUGUUGUUCUCCUUGAGCAUAUCCUGGAGCGGGUGAGCUCGCCGUCAGCCUGCCUGUCCAACAUGGUGGGAGACGAGGGGCUUGUGGAGCGAGGAGGCCUGUUGGUCGUAGCCACCAGCUCCGACUGGAGCGAGGACGUUGCUCUGCCGCAGGAAUGGCUGGGAGGAACAGUGGAUGCGGAAGGGAACGAGAUCUCCCUCACGACAGCACUGGAAGCUUGCUUCAAGCAGGGCGAGAUGGAGCUGCAGCACAGGGAGGACAUGCCGAUGCUCAUCCGCGAGAGCGCUCGCUCCUACAAGUGGCGAGUGAUCAACGUGUCCGUGUGGCGCCGCAAGUGA
This is a messenger RNA of Guillardia theta CCMP2712, 2325 nucleotides long. RefSeq lists its product as hypothetical. Bases 1 to 2325 code for a protein of 774 amino acids. The record is from RefSeq and is a predicted model, not a curated record. NCBI's taxonomy places the organism in Eukaryota, Cryptophyceae, Pyrenomonadales, Geminigeraceae. The transcript has 15 exons.